AUGCGGGACCUUUGGCAUUUCCUUGAAUUGCUUUUCAUAUUCGGCGAUCUCGGGCUUAAAAUACCCGCAAACGCAGAAAUGAUUCCAAAAAAGAUGCCAGAGUUGCCGUCGGAUUUGAUUUAUGACGCGGAAAGCCACAAAUUCAAGUUGCUGCCAAGCCGUGAAGAGAUGGCGGAGCGGCUGACGGACGGCUCCGAACGCCAGAAAGCCAUUUUCUUUCAACUCUACGACUCUGCACUUGGCGAGUUCGACGUGAAAGGCUAUAAGUGGCUGAUGGACUCUGCCCCUGGAUUGCAAAUGGCAGCCAUGAUGUCGCUCAUGAUGGUCAAGGGUCUGGUGCAGUCUGUAGCAGGCACUGUCAUCGACAUUGUGCCUCCUCUUAUUCCCCCUCCUGUGUGGAUAAACCAGUGA
Eimeria tenella is the source of this 411-nucleotide messenger RNA. RefSeq lists its product as uncharacterized. The record is from RefSeq and is a predicted model, not a curated record. Lineage: Eukaryota; Apicomplexa; Conoidasida; Eucoccidiorida; Eimeriidae. The transcript has 2 exons. Bases 1 to 411 code for a protein of 136 amino acids.